AUGGAUUGGCGAGAAGCGCAGGCAAUGCUCCGCAAGGUUCUGCUCCAAGCGACGGAGAAGGGUGGAGAGAAGUGGAAAGUGCAGUAUGUCUCGGCCUUGCUGCGGUGUCUCCGCGACGGUAUGCUGGAAUUACCGGCGAAGCUGCAGGAGCUUGGUUGUAGCGCCCAGUGUGCCGUCGAUCUGCAGACGAAGCUGCGUAGGGAGGUGAGUGUGGCUUGCCGAGAAUUCCUGCAGACCGUAGCGUAUGAGCUGCUGGAUCUGCACGAAUUGGUCGCAUCAGCUCCGAAAUGGAUGCUCUGGGAACUGCUCGAUCCCCCAAGCUUGGUGAGAUUGCCAAACGACUUUGCUUGCCUGGAGAUUGUGUUAAAGGACCCGAAGCAGUGGCACUGUGGCUUUGGCUCAAGCUUUCUACAAAGGCUUCGCUGGCUGAAGGCCUUGCAGCCGCAUGAACCAGAGGUACAGGCACAGCAUUGCUAUCAGAGGCUCGUGGACAUCUUCCUGGCUUCCCUCGCAGCUGCUUUUGCCCAAGGCCACAAGCUAAGAAGAAGGAUGAAGCCUGAAGAACAGCUACUCCAAGAGGUGCGGCAACUCCUCACUGAGGGGGAGCUCCCUGAGAAUCUGAAGGCGACACUUCUCACGGUGCCUUCUCAGAGCGCUCCUAGAAAAAACCCCAGUUCUGGCUCUGAAGGCUCGAGGAGAAGAGAAAAUCGCCCGGACUUGUCUUGCUUCCCGGCUCUUGAGAUGCCCUCAAGUGCCUCUUGCACUUGGGUUGACACCACUGAAGCGUGGGGCAGAGCGCUUCCGAGGCUCUCCAAGGCCGUCGUUGCUGCUAUUGAUACAGAGUGGGGGGAGAUUGGCAAGGGCCCAGUGCUGGUGCAAAUCGCGGUGGGCGACGGCCUUGAAGCUGCCGAGUGCUUUUUGAUCGAUACUCUCCUGGGACCGCCUGCUCUGGCUGUUUGCUUGCUCCGAUGGUUGCACACAUCCGGUUUGCAGCUUCUCGGCUGGUCCUUCAAGGAAGACAGGAAGCGUUUCGCAGAGUUGGAUCAUUGGGUGAGGGCCACCCUUCCUGCAGAAGAGGACAGCUUGGAGCGAGACAUGGUGCCGGAGGCCAUGAGGGUCGACGACUUGCAGUUCACGCUUCAAAAGCUGAUGAAGGCGACGGAUCAGCCCUCGCUCUCUUCCGCUGCGGCUCAUUUGCUCGGCAGUCGACUGGACAAGACCGAGCAGUGCAGCGACUGGUGCUGCAGGCCACUGGGCCAAGCCCAGCAAGCUUACGCUGCUUUGGACGCGGCUGUCCUGCUUGAGAUGCACAGGGAGCUGCAGCGACGAGGCCUUGAGAACUGA
Molecule: messenger RNA, 1344 nt
Organism: Symbiodinium necroappetens
Lineage: Eukaryota; Dinophyceae; Suessiales; Symbiodiniaceae
Source: the annotation of a GenBank genome assembly